CUACCACCUAGCCUAGCUAGACCGGCGGGCGAGCUGGGCCAGAAGGGAGCCAGGGCGAAUUAGGGCGGAGAGCAGCCGAGGCGGCAUUCCCCCGGGUAUCCUAGAGAGCCCCCAGAAGGUAGACUUCCGCUGUUCUAGAGAGGCCACGGCGAGGUGGAUACAGCGGGCAGCACGGCCAUCAGGGGAGUAACACGAAGGUUCCGGCAUUGGGCGGUGAGCGGCCGGGAGAGCGGGUGGGCGAGCGGGCGGCGGGGCACAGUCUGGGGCGUCCUGACCCCACCAGCGAUGCCACCACCCGGGUGGGUUCUCCGGGAACCGGGCCGGUCUGGGUCGGUGCUGCCCGGCAGCCUCCGGUUUCUCCAAGAUCCUGCAAGUCCGGUCUCCGCCAUUGUGACUCCUGGCGUCCUGACUUCUUGACAAACUCAGCACGGCCGCCCACGGUUCAUCAUGCGGGAAUGUUGGUUAUUUCAGCCUCUUACCAGUAACUUCUAAUGACCUAGCAAAUGACAUUGUGCACUGCAGUGCUGAGAAGAUACUCCUGAGGAUACAGCAGUGAUUCAUUGAAAGCAGCAGACUUGUUUUGUCUUUAUCUGGGUGACCCUGGACAAGAGUGAUGCCUCCAGGCAGGUGCUAUGCGGCCCACUCAGCUCAGGCUUCAAGGGAACAAGAGCACCUUCGUAAGGUAAAGAAGGAAGAGGAGGAGGAUGACUAUGCUUCUGUGCAGACUGCCAGGCCACAGACACUUAACCGCUCUGGACAGGAGCUGUUCCGUCAGCUCUUCAGGCAGCUUCGCUACCAUGAGUCUUCUGGGCCCCUAGAAACUCUGAGCCGGCUCCAGGAGCUCUGUCGCUGGUGGAUCAGGCCUGAUGUUCUUUCCAAAGCACAGAUGCUGGAGCUGCUGGUGCUGGAGCAGUUCCUGAGCAUCCUGCCUGGAGAGCUGCGGACGUGGGUGCAGCUCCAUUGCCCAGAGAGUGGCGCGGAGGUUGUGGCCCUGCUGGAAGAGUUGCAGAGGGAUCACCAUGGAGCACCACUGAGGGACCCAUGCCUUGCUCAGAACCCAGGUGUGCACUGGAUAGGCACUGGAGCUCUGCAGUCUGCACAGAUAUGGUCCCCUACGUCACGGCUCAGGAACAGUUCUGCUCUAGAGGACCAUUUGGAGCCUCCACAUGGACUAGGAGUUUAUAAAUUUCUGGCUGGGCAAGAUGAUGCUCCUGCUGUCUUGGAGCCUGCCCAUUCCCCAACAGAAGACAUCGGAUGCCAGGAAGCUUUGACUUUCCAGGACGUGGGGGUGACCUUCUCUCAGGAAGAGUGGGGAUGCUUGGACUCUGCUCAGCGCAAUCUUUACCGGGAUGUUAUGCUGGAGAACUACGGGAAUGUGGUUUCUGUUGUGGAGUCAUCUCCCAAACCUGCUCUCAUAUCCUGGCUGGAAGCCAGGAAGCCAUGGGUCGUGGAUGUCUGCACAGUUCAGCCAAAGAGGGAUCCAGGUACUGUCCCUGAAGGAGGUAAGUCCCAGAUUAAGUCAAGCAAAUUCAUCUUGAAACAGGAGCCUUCAGAAUACACAGAAACCUUUACUGUGCCAUCAGUAUGUCCUGAGACAAGUGUUUCUGAUGGAACAGGGCUCAAAGAAUAUUUUGAAGAGAACAAGCUACAGAAGCCCUGUGGAAGCCCCAUACAAGUAAAAGAGAUGAAGGAAGGAACUGACAUCGGUAACGAGACAGGAGGAGAAUCUGAAGUAUUGGGAAGCAAUAAUAUUCUUGAUGUAAAACAUGUUAAGUGUGUGAGUGUUUCUAAGAAAAAACUUUCCUUUAAACAUGGCCGUGACAGACACUUCAGAAAACGGUCACACCAUUAUAACAAGAAAUAUGGGCUCAGGAACACAGAUAAGAGAUUUGGUGCAUAUCAGAGUAUUCGUAUUGGACUAAAAGACAGUGAAAAGGACACAUGCGGGAAGGACUUCCUCCUCAGCUCUCAUCAGAGUGUUCAUACGGUGAGGGCAAAGGCUUAUGGGUGCCCUCACUGUGGGAAGGCCUUCAGUAAGCGCUCCCAUCUUGAAGACCAUCAGAGAUGCCAUUAUGAAGAGAGACUAUUUAAAUGCAGGGUGUGUGAGAAAGCCUUCAAGUGGCGUUCAAACUGUGUGCGGCAUGAGAAAAUUCACACUGGAGUGAAACCUUAUAAGUGCAGUUUAUGUGAGAAAGCUUUCCAGCGUCUGUCAACCCUCCGUGUGCACCAGGAAACCCAUACUAAAUCUGAUGAGUGCAGAGAAGCUCUUACCUCCAACCUGGAUCUCAGUCAUUGUUUGACAGACAGCGGUGAGGAGAAACACUUGGACUGCAGCCAGUGUGGGAAAUCCUUCUGCUGUAAGUCCUAUGUUCUUGAACACCAAAGGAUUCACACGCAGGAAAAACCUUAUAAAUGUACCAGAUGUAGGAAAUCCUUCAGGUGGAAGUCAAACUUUUCUCGUCAUAAGAGAUUGCACCAGAAGAAAGAGAAAUGUCGAGAAAACUUGAAGCAGGUUAUCUCUGCUGUGGAGAAACCUUUCCUGUGUCAUCAGUGUGGGAAAACUUUUACUCAAAAGAAAUCACUCAUUGAGCACCAGAGGACUCACACAGGGGAGAAACCAUACCAAUGUAAUGAGUGUGGGAAAACAUUUACCUAUAGGUCAGAUUAUAUUAUUCAUAGGAGGCUUCAUACUAUUAAAAGAGAGCCUGAAAGUGGCCAACCUCUCAGUCAGGGUGCGGUGUUUCACAUUCCUCAGAGCGAUCACAACACAGAAGAGCCUCACAAGUGUAAAUACUGUAGCAAAACAUUCCGAAUUCGCUCAUUCCUUCUUGUUCACCAGAGAGUUCACACGAGGGAGAAGCCCUAUAAAUGCAGGGCGUGUGACAAAGCCUUCCGAUGGAGUUCCAAUCUCUCCCGACAUGAGAGGCUGCACUCUUACUACCGGCAGUACCAGCAGUAUGAUUAUCAUGAAAGUCAGGAGACUUCUAAUUUAGAGUCAAGAAUCCUCACUGGUAAGAAGCGCUUUUGGUGUCAAGAAUGUGGGAAAACCUUUACACGUAAAAGAAGCCUUAUGGAUCACAAGGGAAUACACAGUGGAGAGAAACGUUUUAAGUGCAACCUGUGUGAAAAAUCAUUUGAUAGAAACUAUCGUCUUGUUAAUCAUCAGAGGAUCCAUGCUACAGAGAGACCUUUUCAAUCCCAGAGGCGUGGUAAAGAUUUUGUUGGAAUCCAUGACCAGAGAAGACGCAGCAGAGCAGUACAGUCUAAUAAUGCUGGCUUAUCCUCCUGUCGGGAUGCAAGGUUAAAUAUUCAGGAUUUAAGACUGAGUGGAAAGAAGACCCACAAAGAGUACGAGAGCCCUUUUGACGGGAGCUGCAGGUUCACUGCACUCCAGAGUGUACCCACAGGCUGCCACAAGUGUAGUGUUUGUGGGAAAACCUUUAGCAAACAUUCCCAUCUCACUAGCCACAGGAGAUUUCACACCAGAGAGAGGCCCUUCAAAUGUGAGGUGUGUGGGAAGACCUUCAGGUGGUCUUCCAAUUUGGCUCGGCAUGUGAAAAACCAUGUUAGAGAUUAGCCUGGGGUCUGAUGACAGUGGCGGUGGGGAAUAGCUCCUGGUUCCAUUUCUAGAGAGCUUGUCAGGCACUGGGGAAAACCUCUACAAGGACUUGGUCGUUUCUGUUUGGGGAGUUCUUGGUGUGAGGUCUUUAAAAGCUUUUAAAAGGAUUUAAGAGGUCAGGGACUCCUCAGUCUACCUGCUGGAAAGUGGUGCUGGAGAGUAAUGCCCUGUGCAGCCCAGGUCUCCUUGUAUAACUCUUGCUGUCUGGGAUUAGAAAGUGUGUGCGUGUGUGUCUGCUGGGAAGGGGCCAUCUAGACCCCCAGGUCCUCUUUAGGGUUGACUUGUGUCAGUGCCGUCUCCUCAGACGUCUCCUGGGGCGCUCACAGCUAGCUGGUGGUUAUUGGCUAGAUGGUCCUAAAGCGGUCUCAGUGGCAAGUGGAAAGGACAGGUGCUGGGUUCCAUUGUCUGAUCUCAACAAGCAUAUCGAUCCAUCAUCUGUGCUGAGAUGUAAGUGGCCAGAACAGACAAAAACCCUGCUGUUUGUUGGAUUCUUCCUUAAAUGAAUUAGAUCACAGUCUGGAUGGUGAUGUGUGUUGAGGACAAAGUAGACCAGAGAAGAGUGGCAGGAAUCGGGCUAGGAUGUGGGCGGUGAUUUUAAAUGGGCUGUCCGGGGAGUACCUGCUGGAAGAAUACAAACUAACCGGGGCCCGGUGCAUAGAGAAACCUAAACAGAAACCCUAAUUGACUAAAAAGCUGAAGGGAGUUGGGUUGUAGAGUGAGUUAUGUUAAUCUAUGGGGAAAGAACCCAGGGACGUGGAUCUUGUCUGGCGACUGAUUUUAGGGGUGGUUAGUACGGAGACCCCUGGGUUGAGUGUGGUGAGCCAUCUGGAGAGUCGACCGAAACUGAGUCCUGGGUCCGUCUUUCCAGGGGAGUCUCUGGUCUACCCUGUGCUUACACUCUAGAUUAUCCUGGACCUUGUCCGUUAAUUCCUCUUGCUCCUGUCUCUUUUUGAGGUCCAUGCCAUAGCUGGUAAUGUCACCUGGGUUCCCAGUUAUACUUGUCCUUGCUUCUCAUGUGUCCAGGCACAUGGGAAAGCUGAGCUUGGGCACUUACAUUGAUUUUUGUAAAACAAACAGGCACCGUUGCUUCUCCAAGCUGGAAAAAUGACUCUGCACUUAAAUACUUGUGUUGCUCUUGCGUGGGUUCGGUUCCCAGCACCCACUAAGCAGGUCACAGCCAGCUACAGUCCCAGGGGAUUUCAUGCCCUGUCCUGACUUCUGCAUGUGGCUCACAGGUGGAAGCAAACUACUUCUAAGUAAGAAAUCCAUUCGGAAGACAGUAUGAGCAUUAAAAGUCUUCAUUUUAAAAUCGCCUCUCUGAAGAUACCGAGCUCUGCCGAGUGGAGCUUUAUCUUAAGUGAGCCUUGAUCAGACAAGUUGGACUUGAGUCAAGUAUUGGAGGGAAGUCAUACGCAGAAGUACACAGCUGCAGGGUAGGAGCCCAGCUAUGGUUGAUUUGAGUAGCAGAUUGCAGGAUGGCAGACAGCUUCUGAUUGUCUUGGCAGCUAUGUCUAAUCUUAUAUUCGAACUUGGCUUGGGAAGCACAGGCUUCUGUCAGCUUGGCCUUUCUGCUGACGGAGGAACUGAAGUGGGGGGGAGAGACAGACGGAUGGAGACCCUCACGGAGGAGUGACUGACUGUCGGGUGACUUCUUGUUCACCUGGUCAGUGUGGUCAGUUCUAUCCUAACUGAAGACUGGCAGACCAGUGUGCAAAGAAGAAGCCAUAUGGGUUGUCUUAGCAAUCUCUUAUAAAAGUUAGCUUUUGAAAGCUCAAGUGUGAAAUGGGUUGAACAACUGGGAUUCAGACUCCUUUGUAAGUGGAAAUUAAGACAGAUUGCUAGGCAACUUGAAAGUCUUACAAAAUCAAGAGCUUAUCAUUGGGUCCCUUCUGGAUUAGUGUGAAGAGUGGUGGGCGUGAGUCAGCUCGCUCAGCGGGGUUUAGGCAGCGGGGCUGGCGGAACAGACAGUGCAGGAGCUGGUUGUCUGGUCUUUCAGAAAGAAUAAUAAACUCAUUGUGGAGGUGCACUCCUGGAGUCCUGAUGUGGGCUGCUGAUGCAAGAGAACCAGAGUUCACACCCCAUGCGAGGAUAAAGAACAAUACCCUGCCUCAAAACAGCAGCAAAAACAAUGACUGUAGAAGCUACACUGAGAGCUGCAGAAGCUGUAUAUAAUAUAAUACACUGUUUAUAUGAAGUUUAAGCAUAUUGGAAGUGGGCACAUCAUUUUGAUUUGGGUUUCCUUAUUUCUUUAAGUGGGAUGGAGUACUAACCUCAUAGGGUGGUGGUGGGGCAGUAUUGAAAAUGCAUGUGUAAUGUUGAGACUGGUGUCUGUCAUGUAAACAUUCCUGAUACAAAGUUAAUUUGCACAAUUUUCUGUGGAUUCAAAAGACAUGAAACAGGAGUGUAAAGUUAUGAAAUAAUGUGUGCUCACGUGCUCUGUGUCUGGGUGUGCAGUGCUGGUGAAACCAGAAUGAAUGCAUGGGGCUUCACUUGUUCUUCUAAAAAUUGACCCAAGCAUAUCCUAAAGUUACGAUUUAACAGGAUAAGAUGUGGGCUUUUUCAACUGUUAAAAUAUAUAUCAAAAUAAAAAAAUUAAGCAUGGCCUCUGAUACCCACAUAAUGAUUAUUAAACG
Microtus oregoni (creeping vole) is the source of this 6252-nucleotide messenger RNA. RefSeq names its product zinc finger protein 445 (gene Znf445). The record is from RefSeq and is a predicted model, not a curated record. Gene Ontology annotation, biological process: negative regulation of transcription by RNA polymerase II. Lineage: Eukaryota; Metazoa; Chordata; Mammalia; Rodentia; Cricetidae. The transcript is spliced from 7 exons. Gene Ontology annotation, molecular function: DNA-binding transcription repressor activity, RNA polymerase II-specific. Bases 614 to 3577 code for a protein of 987 amino acids.